CUAUAUGCGUUAUUUUUACACACCAUUUAGUGUGCUAGUAUGCGGUUUGGGACGAAGCGAAGUUCUCUGGUCAUGCUUGCUAACGUUAGCGCUGCACUGUGUUGUGUUUGUACAGUCUGAGUGAAACCCACACACAUGGAGCUGAAGUGGGAUGAGCUUCCGUCAAGCAGCCCUGUGCCAUUUUCCAAAGACACCUUUGAGAAAUUCUCACUGGCACCCACAAUAAAAGAGCUGUGGUCUCUUUUACAGAGUCCUGAUGAAGUUGAAGUGAAAGAAGAAAGUAAGGUAAGACCAGCUGGUUCCUCCUCAAAACCAUCCAAAAUCAAAAACAUCACACCACAGAGCAGCAGCAGAAACAGCUAUGGCUCUGCUGGCUCCACUUCAGACUGCAGUGACACUCCUGCUGACUGUAAGAUGAAGCAGAAUGAGGGAUUCCCCAGUCCAAAAGUACCCUAUCCUUGCUACUCAGCCAUCAACCACAAAGAACGACUGGCUUACCUGCGGUUACUAAAAGAACAAAAACUACCACACAGCUCCACAAAUAAUAAGGUGAAGAAUGAGAUUGCAGAGUUUAUGAAGUACCUACAGGAUGUCUCCAAAGUAUGUGCCGAUGACUACAAGUACAUGCCCCUGGGAACCCCUCGCUACUUAGAGGAAUAUUUUAAAGCCUGCUUGGACUAUAUGACAAACUAUCCGCAGAUUUACUGUAUCCAAGAAAUCACCAGCCUGACUGGGGGGAAGUUUGUGCCUGAUAUUUCCUUCAACGUUGAGAAACAGCUGCUUGCAAUGGGCAACAUAGAGAUGGUGGAAAAAAGGAUGCUGCCAGAAGAAACUCAACUGUAUGUGGAUUAUGACUCUGUUUCAGCUGGGGUUGCUCCAUGUAAAAAGGCCAGCCAUUUUCACAGAGCUAUCAGCAGUGACACAAAUGCAGAGAAGCUCAGUGCUAUAUAUGAGCCUCAUGUGUGUCUAGCAAAGGAAGCCUUCCUCCAGCUCCUGAACAACAGUGCUGGGUAUACAGAAGCAUGGGAGCUACCAGUCUGGGUGAAAGAAAACCCUGGAAAAUGCAGCAGUAAAACGGUAUACAUUGACCCUCCUCUGCUGAAGACGCAGAUGACUUGGAGAGAGAGAAAUCAUCUCAUUCAUGAGGAGAGUGUAAAACUAGCAUAUAAGAAGACAGGCUCAAAUCCAGUGUUUUUUCUCCUAACAGAGGACUAUUCCAAUAAAACCAACUUUGCCCCAGAGGAAAAGUUUUCCAGGGCAGUUGUUUCAUUUGACGACACCAGCAUAGACUUUGAAGUGGAUGUAACUGAACUGGAGUCAUUUGGGGAGUCCUACCAACUCAGUAAAAAAGUAAAAGGCCAUGAUGAAUCUAAAGCCCUUUCUAAAAAUCAUACAUUAGGAUUAUCUAAAUCUAAAUUAGGCUCAGAUAAACAUGCUCUGGCUGGAGCUUCCACACCUGAAGACAUUUCUUCAUCAUCCCAUGCAUUGCCAAAGGAAGAAUUUAAAGAUGAAGCAGCCAAGACUGAUGUAGACGACAGCUCAACGGACAAGAGUACUGGAGAUAUUUUGAAUGCUGUAUCUGAAGACCCUGUGAAUAAUAGUUCCUCUGUAGAAGAGUGCUCCAGUUCUGAAUGUCCUCCAACAAAGCGGAUAAGGUGCAACUCUGUGUACAGUUCAGACCACAGUAUGGAUUCUGAUGAGGAACGCCUUGUUAUUGAUCACCCAGGCUCCCCACUGUACCAUGUAGCCAAAAAGACCCAGAUGGCUCCACCUGCUCCAGAGAGUAUCACUUAUGGCAUCAAUGAGCAAACUUCAGAUCCGACCACUCCCUUGAGUCCUACUGGCUCUGCCAAAGAAGCUAAGAAAGGAAAGAGAAGGUCCAGAGUCUCUGGGGACUGUGAUCAACUGGGGCACAUUUUACGAAUGCAGAAUGCCAUGCUGAAAUCCACCAUAAGCAAGGGUCAAGAGCCUUCAAAAGCACAAACCUUGGAGUGUAGACCUCCAGAGCCCAAAUUAAACAGCCAUCCUCACUCUUUGGUCAAGCCCUGUGUAUCCUCCUACCUGGACUCUGGAGAAGGCCUGGAUGAAGAGGCUGCAACUCCUACCAUAUGUCAGCCAACAGUGCCAAAGAAACGGCUGCUGAGAGAGGAGCUGCUGGUGAGUGCAGAGGACGAGAAAGACUACAAGGCUCCAGAGGAAGCCAGUGUGCUCUAUAAGCUAUACAGCCUGCUGGACGUGCUGCUGAUGGUGCGCAGCACCGUAGACAUCGCCCACCCUAGACAUGAUUCAGGCACCUUCAGCGCUGUGCCAGUGCAUGUGCUGCCUAAGCUGGAGUACCAGCUGUGUUAUGGAGCGGAGACCCUUACCCACACUGAGGCAUGCCUUCUCUGGGCUGAGCAGCUCCUCCACUCCAGUACAGUGUCUUUCAUAGGUCGCAUUAAUGCACACACAUCGAAAGUGGUGCAACUGCAGGAGCUCUCGGUUGACUGGAUCCAGAACACCUCCUCUGAUUUCAAGCCAGCUAGGUGCUUGAAUACUCUCUAUCACAUAUUGAAAAAAGUCAUGGGCUUACAGGAGGGGAGGUACCUGUUGGGCCACAAACCUGGUGAGGCAGUUGUGACCAUCUUCAAAGCCAGCGAUGAAAAGAAACCCAGUCGUAGUAUCUAUGACCUUCAAGCAGUGCACUCUGGUCCCCCAGGGGUCCCUCUAGAGGACAAGGUGCCCUGGGUUCCACUGGACCCAUUCCACCUAAUGCCUUUCCAUCAGAAAUACAAAAGACCACCUUGCACCUUCCCCCCACGCCCACCCCCACAGCGAAAGGCAGGCAGGAGUAAAGGAGGAAAGCAAGGUAACACUCCAACCAGACCCACACAAGGGACCCAAAACUCUUCAGCAGUUGCUGAUCAAAGUCAGGAGAAGAAGAAGAGGAAGAGGAGAAGUUUACAGCAAAAACAGAAACGGGCAGGAAAAGUGAUGACGUAACAGAAGGAGGACACACAGACCAAUUAAAUAAGCGGUGAAAACUAGUACUUGCUGAAUGCAAGUAGGAGUUGGGAGGGUGUCAGGAAGUUCCUAAGUUAGAGUGGGACUAGUCAGGGAAAGAUCUGUUCAUGUUAGAGUAUGAGAAGCUGCCAGAUGCUGGAGAAAAAGUAAUUUCCUCAAAAAUAUCUUUUUUUUUGUAAAGUACAGUUCAGUUACUUUUUAUAUUUUAUGGGAGAAAGAUUGUAAUGAUAAUGUUUGUACUUUUUGUUUCUAUUUGUAAAUUGAGAAUUAAUAAAUUGUUAAUAUAAACUCUU
Pygocentrus nattereri (red-bellied piranha) is the source of this 3296-nucleotide messenger RNA. It is a transcript of the gene ice2, whose product is annotated as interactor of little elongator complex ELL subunit 2. Gene Ontology annotation, biological process: snRNA transcription by RNA polymerase II; snRNA transcription by RNA polymerase III; positive regulation of transcription by RNA polymerase III. The transcript is spliced from 15 exons. Lineage: Eukaryota; Metazoa; Chordata; Actinopteri; Characiformes; Serrasalmidae. Bases 136 to 2982 code for a protein of 948 amino acids. The record is from RefSeq and is a predicted model, not a curated record. Gene Ontology annotation, cellular component: transcription elongation factor complex.